Messenger RNA from Melanotaenia boesemani (Boeseman's rainbowfish), 1112 nucleotides. RefSeq names its product putative E3 ubiquitin-protein ligase ARI6. Gene Ontology annotation, molecular function: zinc ion binding. NCBI's taxonomy places the organism in Eukaryota, Metazoa, Chordata, Actinopteri, Atheriniformes, Melanotaeniidae. The record is from RefSeq and is a predicted model, not a curated record. The transcript has 4 exons.
UCUUAUUCUGCUAUUGAAUUUAAUCAGUAACAUUAUGUAAAAGUAAAAGUAAAAGUAAAAGUAGGCCUAUUCAUUAACUGUUGCCACUGGAGACGAUGGCACUGGCACUGAGUGUUAUAUUGCUUUGAUACUGAAACCUAGUAAAACUUUAGCAGACUGCGCGAGCUCCUUGGUAGUGAUUUUUCCAUCUGCUGACCACCGCUUUUUGGCGCAGCUAAAACAAUUCGAAUCCUCUACAAAUGCACCGUCUUACAUAAUUUUGCAGAAGAAAUCAAGAAACAGAGGAAAUGGGCUCAUUUCUGACAACUAACCAGAAAUGUUACGAUCCCCACGAUUCCACGCUGAGGUUUGUGGAUAGAGAAGAUGAGCUAGACUUUCUGUGUGAAGGUUUUCCUUCUCAGAGAGCACUGAUGUCUUGUGGUCAUGCUGUGACUCCCAUGUCUCUCACCAACUGGUGCCGUCAGUUGUUGGAAAAGGGUGAAAGCAGAUUUGUAUGUGGUCUGUAUGGUUGUGCUGCAGAGUGGCCUUAUGUGGAGGUGCGAAAAAUGGCUCUCCUGACCAACGAAGAAAGGGAGUACUUUGAAAAAAACAUGGCUCUCAAUGCUAUCAAGGUUUACUUUGACUGCAAACUAUGUCCUGAAUGCAAUCAUACUGUAACGAGGAAGGAUCAGUCCAAUCUGAGUGUCCAAUGCCACAUUUGCACAGCAAGGAGAGGAACGGCCUAUUAAUUCUGCUGGCAGUGUCUGAAGGAAUGGAAAGGUGAUCGCUCCCGAACAGACUGCUGUGAAAAUGAAGGCUGCUACAACGAGGCCCUAAAAACACUGAAAACCUGUUCAGUUAUCACCUUUGAGUCUGUGGAAGGAGUCAAAGGAUGUCCUUCCAUCCGGGCCUGUCCCACCUGUGGCUAUCUGCUAGAGCAUAGUUCCAAAAACUGUAAAAACAUUUUCUGUCCUCAAUGUAAGGUGGAGUUCUGUUUUGUUUGCCUAAAGAUCACAACUGAAUGUCUGAAAACAAGUAGCUAUUUCAAUCUAUGCUCGGAUGGUGUCGCCCCCAGACAGACUUCUAUACCUGUGUGGCAGAGAAAAUGAUGUAAACACUAACCUGUGUGCUUC